GGCACGACCCAACCUUGAGGUGACUCAAUAAAAUCAAACCUGUCUUUCUGUCUCAAUUUUGCCUUCUGCUUGGUUUUCUCGACCCCCUUGUCUGACUGCCAAUUUCGCCGGCCUGCACACGUCCUAGCAAGGCACGAGACACACUCCAGCACCUGGACCGUCGAGCGGUCGAACAUGGCCCUCGGGAACGAGGCCGUCAACACGUCCAAGUCUGUUGAAGGAGGAAAGGGAAAAAUGAUGCCUGGCGAGGAAACGGUGCAAGUCCAUACAUCAAAUCCUUCGCCGGACCUGAAUGACUUCGAUUGCGAGAAGCAUGGCGCCAACAUCGAGUCGGACCCGCUGCCCCAGCUCAAGCGUAAGCUGAGAAGUCGGCAUUUGCAGAUGAUCGCUAUCGGAGGUACUAUUGGCACUGGCCUCUUUAUCGGUAGUGGUACUGCUGUCGCCAACGGCGGACCAGUGGGAGCUCUCAUUGCUUAUGCCUUCGUUGGUACAAUCGUAUAUUCGGUCAUGACCUCUCUGGGAGAAAUGGCAACAUAUAUUCCGAUCCCGGGAGCUUUCACGGCUUAUGCUGCUCGCCUCGUUGAUCCCAGUCUCGGCUUUGCUAUGGGUUGGAUCUAUUGGUUUUCUUGGGCCUCGACUUAUGCGCUCGAGCUGACAGCAACGGGGCUUAUCAUUCAAUUCUGGGACGAUAGCAUCAAUAUAGCCAUCUUUAUCGCCAUCUUCUGGGUUGUCAUAACGCUUCUCAACUUCCUGCCGGUCAGCUUUUAUGGCGAAUUAGAAUUCUGGCUUUCAAGUGUCAAGAUCAUUACCGUCAUUGGAUUUAUGAUCUUCGCGAUUUGCAUUGAUGCAGGCGCUGGCAAAGAAGGAUACCUUGGCUUUCAUUAUUGGGUUCAUCCCGGGCCGUUUUCUCCUUACAGUGGAGUUUCGCCCGAUUCCACUGCCAAAUUUGUUGGCUUCUGGUCCGUCCUCAUCCAGGCCGGGUUUGCCUACCAAGGAACUGAAUUGGUCGGUAUUGCAGCCGCGGAAACCGAGAACCCCCGCGAAACCGUGCCGGCCGCUAUCCGCAAGACCUUCUAUCGCAUCUUAUUCUUUUUCGUUCUUACAAUCUUCUUCAUCGGUAUUCUUGUGCCAUACACGAACGAUGACCUUCUCACCGAUGGUAGCGACGCCAAUUCUUCGCCAUUUGUCAUUGCUGCCAAACUUGCAGGCGUUCGUGUACUGCCACACAUCAUCAACGGUGUAUUACUCACUGUGGUUCUUUCGGCUGCCAACUCGAACGUUUAUAGCGGCAGCCGUAUCUUGAUUGGACUGGCACAAGAAGGAUUUGCUCCCCGUUGGUUCAAAAUGACUUCGAAGAAAGGUGUGCCUUUUUUCAGCGUGGCGUUCACCUCAGCUUUUGGUUUUCUUGGAUUCCUGAAUGUAUCAAAUUCCGGCAGCACUGUCUUCAACUGGCUGGUCAAUAUCGCCGGUGUUGCAGGUUUCAUUACCUGGGCCUCAUUGAAUGGCUGCCAUCUCGCCUUCAUGCGUGCUUUGAAGGCCCGGAAUAUUUCUCGCGACACUCUUCCAUAUAAGGCUUUGUGGCAGCCAUAUUAUUCCUGGUAUGGACUGUUCUUCAACGUUCUAAUCAUCAUCACCCAGGGCUUCACCGCGUGGAUUCCUUCCUUCGAUGUUACGAGCUUUUUCACUGCCUACAUCAGCUUGAUCCUCUUCGUUGUACUUUACCUCGGUCACAAGAUUGUCUAUCGGACUUCUUUCGUUCACCCCUUGGAAGCUGAUAUCGACACGGGCCGGUUAGAAGUUGAGAAUGAGACAUGGGAGACAUCUGCACCGAGAUCCAGCAAGUGGUACAAAAAGGCUUUCCACGCCGUCCUCGGGUGAUAUGGACUUGGACUAGUUCAUUGACUUGAAGUGUUCUGUUUCGAGCACAGGCGACCUUAUUCCGUUCUUGCCGGUCAAGGUGUCUCAAGACCGAUUUCUUUGCCUAUCAUUAACUCAUGGCCCAUACAUAUUGAAAGUUUCAUGCACAUAUAUAUUCAUCAGGAGUUUCGCUUGCAUUGGGAAGACAAGCAGGGUCACACGUGCUAUUCAAUGAAGGUUGAAAAUCGAUAGGGGGAAAAGCCCUUAGAGCUCGCCGUCGGCUUAUGCUGCAAAGCUUAUUUG
Aspergillus saccharolyticus JOP 1030-1 is the source of this 2160-nucleotide messenger RNA. RefSeq names its product putative arginine transporter. The transcript has 3 exons. NCBI's taxonomy places the organism in Eukaryota, Fungi, Ascomycota, Eurotiomycetes, Eurotiales, Aspergillaceae. The coding region runs from base 175 to 1878 and encodes 567 amino acids. Gene Ontology annotation, molecular function: amino acid transmembrane transporter activity. Gene Ontology annotation, cellular component: membrane. Gene Ontology annotation, biological process: amino acid transmembrane transport. The record is from RefSeq and is a predicted model, not a curated record.